Messenger RNA from Phaeoacremonium minimum UCRPA7, 1560 nucleotides. Its product is annotated as putative cytochrome p450 51b protein. The coding region runs from base 1 to 1560 and encodes 519 amino acids. The record is from RefSeq and is a predicted model, not a curated record. Gene Ontology annotation, biological process: ergosterol biosynthetic process. Gene Ontology annotation, molecular function: monooxygenase activity; heme binding; oxidoreductase activity, acting on paired donors, with incorporation or reduction of molecular oxygen. Lineage: Eukaryota; Fungi; Ascomycota; Sordariomycetes; Togniniales; Togniniaceae. The transcript has 4 exons.
AUGGGCCGCCCGACCAGGGAAAUUGCCGUUCUUUGGGUCGGCGUUGUGGUGUUUGGCGUCAUCUUCCUCUCGGUAGUCCUCAAUGUCCUGUCACAGCUUCUGUUCAAGAAUCCCAAUGAGCCGCCCAUGGUUUUCCAUUGGUUCCCCUUCGUGGGGAGCACAAUCACCUACGGCAUGGAUCCUCCGCGCUUUUUCAAGGCCAACCAAGAAAGAUAUGGCGACGUCUUUACCUUCAUUCUCCUGGGAAAGAAGACCACUGUCUAUGUUGGAACCCAGGGCAACGAGUUCAUUCUGAACGGCAAGCUCAAGGAUGUGUGUGCUGAGGAUAUUUACACCGUCCUGACCACCCCUGUCUUUGGCAAGGACGUGGUAUACGAUUGCCCCAAUGCCAAGCUCAUGGAGCAGAAGAAGUUCAUGAAGGUUGCACUCACCACCGAGGCUUUCCGCUCAUACGUCCCCAUCAUCUCCGACGAGGUCAACCAGUACUUCAAGAAGAACCCUGACUUCAAGGGCCAAUCCGGUGUUGUCAACAUUGCACCGAAGAUGGCGCAGAUCACCAUCUUCACCGCCUCGCACGCGCUCCAGGGCAAGGAUAUUCGAGUUCAGUUUGACGAGACGCUCGCCGACCUCUACCAUGACCUGGACAUGGGCUUCACCCCCAUCAACUUCAUGCUGCAUUGGGCUCCUCUCCCCUGGAACAACAAGCGUGACCAUGCGCAAAGGACUGUGGCUAAGAUCUACAUGGACACCAUCAAGGCGCGUCGCGCCAACGGUCAGAUUGCUGUCGGCCAGGAUAUCAUGUCUCACUUGAUGAACGCCACCUACAAGAACGGCACCAAGGUUCCCGACCACGAGAUCGCCCACAUGAUGAUUGCUCUUUUGAUGGCUGGCCAGCACUCCUCUUCAUCUACGAGUGCCUGGAUCAUGCUACGCCUUGCAUCGCGACCUGAUAUCAUGGAGGAGCUGUACCAGGAGCAAGUUCGGGAACUUGGCUCUGAUCUGCCACCUCUGACUCUGGAAGACCUCGCCAAGUUGCCUCUCAACCAGGCCAUCAUCAAGGAGACGCUUAGACUCCAUGCCCCCAUCCACUCGAUUAUGCGAGCUGUAAAGUCGCCGAUGCCUGUACCCGGUACCAAAUAUGUUAUCCCGACGAGUCACACUCUUCUAGCUGCCCCAGGAGUCAGUGCCUCGGACGACCGCCACUUCCCGAACCCGGAUAUGUGGGAUCCCCACAGAUGGGAGGCGGACUCGCCAAAUGCUCCCAGCAUCGUCCGCAACGUCCAAGUUGAGGAGGAGGAGAAGAUCGAUUACGGUUACGGACUGGUCAGCAAGGGCGCAUCAUCGCCAUACCUGCCUUUCGGUGCCGGCCGCCAUCGAUGCAUUGGCGAGCACUUUGCCAAUGUCCAGCUCCAGACCAUCACUGCCAACAUUGUGCGCAAUUUCAAGUUCAGGAACGUGGACGGCUCCGUUGGCAAGACCAUUGGUACCGAUUACGCCUCACUCUUCUCGCGUCCAUUGGAACCUUGCCCCAUCUACUGGGAAAGACGGGAGAAGGCUUAG